AUGCGAGCCGCAACACGCGUCCUGCGCCGCAGCACGACACCCAAAGCACUACGACGCCACGCGGCAUCAAUAAAAACAUUCGACGACCAGUUCGACUACCUGCGGGAGAUCCUCAACAGUAGAGUCUACGACGCGGCCGUCGAGACGCCGCUCCAGCACGCCGCGAAGCUCUCGUCCAUAACGAACUGCGACGCCUACGUCAAAAGGGAGGACCUCCAGCCCGUCUUCUCGUUCAAGAUCCGCGGCGCCUACAACCGCAUCGUCAAUCUCGGAGACGUCAAAGGUGUUGUCGCUUGUUCGGCGGGUAAUCAUGCUCAAGGUGUGGCCAAGAGCUGUUCAAUACUAAAUCUUCCUGCCGUUAUAGUGAUGCCUUUGGCAACACCUAGAAUAAAAGUGGAUGCCGUGGGUAGACACGGUGGUUCGAACGUCGAAGUGCGACUCCAUGGCAAUACCUACGACGAGGCCGCGGCGGAGGCCAAACGGCUCGUAGAUGAGGAAGGAUUGACCUUAGUUCAUCCGUUCGACGACCCUCUCGUUAUCGCAGGACAAGGGUCCGUCGGUGCUGAAAUAUUAAGGCAGAGAAAUGGCAGAAGGUUGGAUGCGAUCUUCUGCUGCUGUGGGGGUGGCGGGUUGCUGGCCGGCGUCGCGGCCUACGUGAAGCAGGUAAGACCGGACGUGAAGGUGUACGGGGUGGAAGCCGAGGACGCGGCCGGCAUGACGGCUUCGCUCGAAGCGGGCAAGCCCGUCGUGUUGGACCAUGUUGGUCUAUUUGCGGACGGUGCCGCGGUCAAAGCCAUCGGCCAGGAGACCUUUAAACUGUGCGAUCGGUACGUGGACGGCAUGAUCACCGUCGACAACGACGAGAUCUGCGCGCACGCGGCGUCCUUGCAUCGUCUGGCGUGGCGCGUCGAUGGCGUCUUAGCUCGACGCGUCGCUUCGAUGGCACCGCUCGUCGAUGGCGUCUUAGCUCGACGCGUCGCGUCGAUGGCGUCGAGGGCGCGCGCGAUCGUCCCGACGCCGUCGCCGCGACACCCAGUGACACGCAGGCGCCGCGAUCAAGCAGGGCUUCGAGGACACGAGAUGUGUGUUAGAACCCGCAGGAGCACUGGCCUUGGCGGGCCUGAAGAAGCACGCCUCGUCACAGAGUGGAGACGACGUUCCUACCUAUGUAGCGGUCGCGUCCGGCGCGAACAUGGACUUUGACCGGUUGCGCUUCGUGAGCGAGCGAGCGGACACGAGCGAGGUGCGACUAGCUGUCAAGGUGCCCGAGGAGCCGGGCGCGUUCCGGGCGUUUUACGAACAGAUUUAUCCGUGCAACGUGACCGAAUUUUCGUACAGAUUCUACAAGUCGAACCGGCCGGCGGACAUUAUCAUUGCGUUUCAACCUAGGACGUCGACAUAUAUGGAGCGGCUCGAGAAGGGCGGGUAUGCACCGAGAAACGUCACGGACGACGAUUUGGUGUCCUCGCACUUACGACAUGUCGCUGGUGGUCGAAGUGCGGAUGUGGGUAGUGAGCGCUUGUUCCGCUUCGAGUUCCCGGAGGCGCCGGGUGCUCUCAGAAAGUUCCUGUCGUACUUCGAGGACUCGUUCUUCAACGUCUCGCUGUUUCAUUAUAGAAACUACGGCCACGACUUCGGGCGGGUCUUGGUGGGCUUGCAGGCCUCCCAAAGCAAGGAGGACGAUCAGAAAUUAGACGCCUUCCUGGACGCGCUGGGGUACCGGUACGCGGAGGAGACGAGCAACGCGACGUACAAGCAGUUCAUGACCGACGAGGGGUAG
Molecule: messenger RNA, 1780 nt
Organism: Pelagomonas calceolata
Lineage: Eukaryota; Pelagophyceae; Pelagomonadales; Pelagomonadaceae
Source: the annotation of a GenBank genome assembly